This is a messenger RNA of Mucor velutinosus, 1698 nucleotides long. RefSeq lists its product as uncharacterized. Gene Ontology annotation, cellular component: cytoplasm. The transcript is spliced from 3 exons. Gene Ontology annotation, molecular function: protein binding; ubiquitin-protein transferase activity. Lineage: Eukaryota; Fungi; Mucoromycota; Mucoromycetes; Mucorales; Mucoraceae. The record is from RefSeq and is a predicted model, not a curated record. The coding region runs from base 1 to 1698 and encodes 565 amino acids.
AUGAACAGUGCUGUAGAGUAUCCAGGUGUCCAGUUGAGCUGGAGAAGGAUACUGGCGAUUGCUCAGGAUCAACCAGAUCCAAUUGCAGUGAAAGGUGUCUUGUCAGAUGACAGUGAUGAUGAAUACCGACAAGAGCAUACUACUUUCAAUAGAAUGCAAUGUAUGAACAAGGCACUACAAAACAUUUACACUAUCACAAGCCAUGGUCAAGGCUACAUUGCAUUCAUGGAGACCAUGGCCAUUGAACUGAAGUAUCAGUGUCCAAUUUCCAUGGCCUUUCUCAAGCACAUCAUUGACUUUUCUGAAAUCCCCACGCAACAAACACUGGAACAUGUCACGAUGGCCCUGUUGAACAAGCUCUCCACCAAACAAACAAAGAUCAACGCAAUAAUCAUCUGGUCUAUGUUGGCGCAAAAGUUUGCUGGCAGUUUAGCUGAAUCUAUCUGGACUGAUGCAUUAGGAGAUUUGCUGAUCCAAUGUUUGUAUGACGACAGCAACAUGUACUCACUUUUAGCUAUCGAGAGUUUUGCAUUGACAGGCAGUUUAAAGAGAUCGCUGCAAGACCAAUUUAGCAUUGCACGUACGCUACAGCAAGUAUCAGAUACAGUCCAGCAGAACCUAUGUUUGUUCCAGCCAUCGCCACUCCUGCCCUCGUUUGAAUCCAUCAAGUCAGCCACAACAACAGACUCACCGAACCUCACACUCGUGUCGAUCAAGCACCACAUCAGACUAUACCAAGAGCUGAAAUCAGCAUUCAAAUCAUGCAAAUCAAAGCUGUCAAAAAAGAGAAAAUCGCUUAGAAAAUCCCAAAACUGGGGCUACAAGACGCUAUACAACGAUGCUCCAGAUCAUGACACUACUAAAACAUACCAAGACAAUACCAUAGUCUUUCUAGACCUGAGAAAAUUGCAUUUCUGUCUCAACUGGUCAUUGACCCAUGUGUUUAGCAAGACCAACCAAGACAGCUCCCUUCAUCCGUGUCAACAGACCUAUCUACAGCCAAUCGACUCCAACAGCCAUUGCAAGUUCAGUAUGGAUCGGUUGGAAGUUCGCAACGAUACUUUCUUUUUCGAGUCUGUGCGCGCAACAACUGGCAUACCAACAAACACAGGCGGCAAAUGGUACUAUGAAGUCUUUCUAUUUACCGAUGGCAUUAUGCAAAUUGGAUGGGGAACCAAGCAGUGCCUACUAUCGCCUCAGGAUGGAAGUGGUAUCGGCGAUGAUGUUCAUGGCUUCGCAUUUGAUACGCACCGAUGUGCAGUCUGGGCAGCUGGCGAGUUACACUCAUCCUCCUCUGCUCUACUAGGUGAAUGUAAAGCAGGUGAUGUUUUGGGCUGUUUGUUGGAUUUGGAUAAAAGCUAUUGCACGUUUUUUAUCAACGGACAAAACCAUGGACUGAGUAUCGAUGUGACCAAAACAGAAAUGGCACUGUAUCCUACCAUCAGCUUGACUGGCCAUCAACAUGUAGUGGCUAAUUUCGGUCGCCAAGCGUGGUAUCAUAGUGUAGAUGGUGCUAAAGCUGUCAACGACGCUGCUCCUCGUUGUCACACUGUAAAGAUAAAGCAUGAUACUACAGAGACAGAAGAUGAAGGGCUUCUAUGCAACAUUUGCUAUGCUGAACCAAUCAGUACCAAACUAAUGCCGUGUGAGCAUGAUGGAUUAGGGGAAAAUUGUGCACAAACAUUGGAGUCAUGGUAA